Syngnathus typhle (broad-nosed pipefish) is the source of this 1670-nucleotide messenger RNA. It is a transcript of the gene rraga, whose product is annotated as Ras-related GTP binding A. Gene Ontology annotation, cellular component: Gtr1-Gtr2 GTPase complex; nucleus; lysosome. The record is from RefSeq and is a predicted model, not a curated record. The coding region runs from base 295 to 1242 and encodes 315 amino acids. Gene Ontology annotation, biological process: positive regulation of TOR signaling; regulation of autophagy; cellular response to amino acid stimulus. Gene Ontology annotation, molecular function: GTP binding; GTPase activity. The transcript has 10 exons. NCBI's taxonomy places the organism in Eukaryota, Metazoa, Chordata, Actinopteri, Syngnathiformes, Syngnathidae.
CGUAAACUUGUCAUGUGAUUGUGGCGUAAACAGGAAGCAGCUGAUAGCUCAACUCUUGCCUGUGCCUGAUCCAUCAAGUAAUGUACACACCCGGAUUCCUUAAUUCCAAUAACCUAUGUGUGCUCUUGGUUAAACACAACUAAACUUUCUGUCCAGUUUGGCUGUGGCUCUGGUAAAAGUGAACACGUAGUGGCGAUUUGUGUCUCAGCUGAGGGCGAGGAAGAAGAGAGCUGGGCACAAGAAGUCACCUGAUCUGCAGCUCGGUGCAAACUUCCAUCGUGUCUUCUAAAGGGGAUGUCCAGUUCAGCCAUGAAGAAAAAGGUGUUAUUGAUGGGGAAAAGUGGGUCGGGAAAGACCAGUAUGAGAUCAAUCAUCUUUGCCAACUACAUAGCCCGAGACACGCGUCGCCUUGGAGCAACAAUUGAUGUGGAACACUCCCACGUGCGAUUUCUUGGCAACCUUGUUCUAAACCUUUGGGAUUGUGGAGGACAAGACACUUUCAUGGAGAACUACUUCACCAGCCAGAGGGACAACAUCUUUAGGAAUGUGGAAGUGCUUAUUUAUGUAUUUGAUGUGGAGAGCCGCGAGCUGGAGAAAGACAUGCAUUACUACCAGUCGUGUCUGGAAGCCAUCCUACAGAACUCCCCCGAUGCUAAAGUCUUCUGCCUCGUGCAUAAAAUGGAUCUCGUGCAGGAGGACCAGAGAGACUUGAUCUUUAAGGAGCGAGAGGAGGACUUAAAGAGACUGUCCCGACCUUUAGCUUGCACAUGCUUCAGGACAUCCAUCUGGGAUGAAACCCUCUACAAGGCGUGGUCCAGCAUUGUGUACCAGCUUAUCCCGAAUGUCCAGCAACUUGAGACCAACCUGAGAAACUUUGCGCAGAUUAUUGAGGCAGAUGAAGUCCUUCUCUUUGAGAGAGCCACUUUCCUGGUGAUCUCCCACUACCAGUGCAAAGAACAGCGGGAUGCUCACCGCUUUGAGAAGAUUAGUAACAUUAUCAAACAGUUCAAACUCAGCUGUAGUAAACUGGCAGCCUCUUUCCAGAGCAUGGAAGUGAGGAACUCCAACUUUGCAGCCUUCAUUGACGUCUUCACCUCCAACACAUACGUCAUGGUCAUCAUGUCAGACCCGUCGAUUCCCUCUGCAGCCACCCUCAUCAAUAUCCGCAAUGCUAGGAAACACUUUGAGAAGUUGGAACGAGUGGAUGGACCCAAGCACAGCCUGCACAUGCGAAUGCGCUAGCCGCUAUGUUGGUUUGUCCUGGCGGACCCUCUCAGCCAAUCAGCUCCCAAAUGUCUGCGCAGCUCUUUUCCAAAACACAAGGAGCCUUACAUCCUUGCCUCAUUAUGUCCUCACAUUCAAUCACACUUAAUAUGAGGAUUUUGUUUCCUGGUCAUUAAGUAUUGAGCAGUGUCAGUUUUCUUUUUUUUUUUUUCUUUUUUUUUUUUUUUUUUCCCUCGUCGAUUAAUUGGUUCUCCUGUGACAUAUUAAAGAAUGGAAAGAUGUGUUUACUCUGAAGAGGGAUAUUAUGAACCUCACUAUUGUAUACUGAAAACCCCAGUUAUCAGGGGGAUUGUGGUUUUUUUUUUCCUCCCCCUUUCAGUACUACUGCUCCAAUGUAUGUGUGCUGUUCUUGGAAAAUGCAAGCAAUAUAGUUUUAUUCAGAAAUA